AUGCCGCUGGGGCACAUCAUGAGGCUGGACCUGGAGAGAAUCGCCCUGGAGUACGUCGUGCCCUGCUUGCACGACAUCGGCUUCUGCUACCUGGACAACUUCUUGGGGGAGGUGGUGGGGGACUGCGUGCUGGAGCGGGUGAAGCGGAUGCACCGCGACGGGGAACUGGCCGACGGGCAGCUGGCCGGCCCCAGCCGCGGCGUCGCCAAGCGGCACCUCCGCGGCGACCAGAUCAAGUGGAUCGGAGGCACGGAGGAGGGCUGCGAGGCCAUCAACUUUCUCCUCACGCUGAUAGACCGGCUGGUGAUGUACUGCGGGAGCCGGCUCGGCAAGUACUACGUGAAAGAGCGAUCCAAGGCUAUGGUUGCUUGCUAUCCUGGAAAUGGAACUGGGUACGUUCGUCAUGUGGACAAUCCAAAUGGUGAUGGGCGCUGCAUUACCUGUAUUUAUUACCUGAAUAAGAACUGGGACUCCAAGCUGCAUGGUGGAAUUCUUCGAAUAUUCCCAGAAGGAAAGUCCUACGUAGCAGAUGUUGAGCCGAUUUUUGACCGAUUACUUUUUUUUUGGUCAGAUCGAAGGAACCCACAUGAAGUCCAGCCUUCUUAUGCAACCAGAUAUGCCAUGACCGUGUGGUAUUUUGAUGCCGAAGAAAGAGCAGAAGCCAAAAAGAAGUUCAGGAACUUAACUGAUGCGAGGAAGAGAGAAGCACCUCUUAAUGAAGACUAAUCAACUGCUCAUGAACUCUUUGUGAGGAAAUAAGAUCCCAAAGAUGACUUCCAUUUCCAGCAAAUAAGGGCAAAACAUUUUUAUGCAUAAGUAUGCACCGGUUGUGUCUAGCACGUGCAUCUUAUGCUGAUGGUACUUAAGGCAGCCUCCUGUCAUGCUGCAUCUGGUAGAAGAAAGACUUGUUUGCUCUUUGCCUUUUGCUGGAAGAAAUAACCAGGGUUUAAAAAAAAAAAAAAGAACGUGUGAUACUCAAGCCUAGUGGUAGUGGCUCAGCCAAUUGGCUUUUGAUCACUAUUGUAACUAAGAUAAUGGUCAUUGGAACUAGUGGUAAAAAACUGAGUCUUAUUUGCACUUUAUGGGGGAAAAAAGUUCUAGUUAAAUGGGAAGAAGCCUUGCAAGUUUAAAAUCAGUUGGCAGACUGCUGACAGGCACAGAGAGAUAUUUGACAUGGGAAAUUAAAUUGGAUGUUUGUAGAGCAUUUUAUGGUCUGUCCCAAGUGGACCUGCUGAUGUAUUGUUCAUCAUUUUGCUGUGCAGAACAUUGGUUCAGCUCUUCAGAAACAUGACUUCCCAGAUGUUUGUCUACACAGUCGUUGCAUUUUCUGGAUAUUGUUUGCUCUUCAGGAGGCACAUCCUAGCUCUGUACCUGUACUGCCCUUUCUGUCCCAGGAUCGAGGGGAAAGUAGUUAUGCAUCUGUUCACAACUUCAUAAAACCAAUUUUUUUUUCUGUUUUUAGGAGGAUGGGUUGUAUGUUUUCUAUUUUCAGCGUUUGGUAAAGCAGCUGUUUUCUCCCAAAGAUCUGGUAAACUUGAAAGGCUUAUGGCACACAAUGCAUUGGCCCUUAAGGCCAGUGAUAUGUGGAGAAGUGUUUGCUUUGCAACCUCUCCAUCUGCUAUGUUCUGUGUGACAUAGAUAUGAAUCUGAAAGGGAAAGAUAUAUCUGGCAGUCUGACAAAUAUAUGAUAAAUAAUGGUAACUUAGACCUGAUUUUUAUGCUGCAUAUUGUUCAUGAACACACUUGUUUAAUUUUGCAUGUGUAUGUGAUUUGGAUGAAACUGCAAUUCUGUUUCAGUUGAUCUGUGAUGGCAGGUAACUACUGCUGCUGUGCCCAGGCUGUGAGAUCAGAGUUAUUCAAUGGCAAAGCACACAUUUUAUCCCUCCAUUAUUUUUUUAAACUUAAUAGACUCAAUGAGUAACUGGUGACCUAUUCCCAGUCUGUCUAAACUUCUACAACCAGCACUUACUAUGCAGUUCAGAAUAGCUCUUAAUGAAGCUGGGAUCUGGCAGUGGAUGUAUUUAUCACUCACACUAAUUGUUCUCAGCCUAAUACACUCACUUGCAUUCAUUUUUAUCUCAUGCUGUCAGUGUGUAUGUCAGACCCUAUUAAAUGUUCCAAAUAGAUGCCCCCUUCAGUGUCCCAUAUUUUCCUGUGCCACCUGCCCCUGCUGGUGAAGGUGGUGUGUCUGAACCUCUGGCCCCUGCACUGCUUCCCCAUGCUCUGCUGCAUCAUUGUGCUGUGAUGGGCUGCUCUUGAGCUAGGGAAUGCAAAAGUAGUGUGCAAUGGCAGCUAUUAAAUGUGAGUGACAGAAAGGUAACAGCUGCAUAGGACAGAAAAGAAGUACCUUUCAUGGCAUAAAAAAUGAUAAUAGAAAAUGGAGUAUUUUUUAAAGCAGUUUUGUGUCUUAAAGAAAAGCUGAGCAUCCUUCAGCCUGCCCAUGAAUGCUGAAUGUAAAUACAGCAGUGCUAAGAAACCCUUUAUUCUCUCUGGCUUCUCCCAGAGAUCCAGCUAUGGUCGUAUAGCACUGUGCACCCUAAGAGAGGAGUGUGAGGGAACAUGUGUGACUAAUAUAUUUACAAUUAGAAAAAGACAAAGAAUGUGAUAAAUGUCCUUUAAUGUUAAGAAAAACAUUAUUCUACUACAGUUGCUUCUAAGUAACACCAGAGACUUGAAGGAAACUUAGUGAUAACUUGAAAUUCUCAUUCUGAAAUGUUCAUGUGGGAGGUGAAAGAGUUUGGCUCUUCCUUGAGAGAGGUAAUCCUUUGAAAUGUGUUGGAAAAGACAGCAUUACUAUUUAGAGAAGGUGAUGGAAUACACCUAUUCAAAGUUAAUAAUGGCACAUAAAUUUGAUACUCUUACAUGAUUUUAAAAGGAGGAGAAUCAGAGCAGAGGAAAUACUGCUUUGCCUCUAGAAACCAUAACCUUAAAAAUGAACUAGAAAGCAUUGUUAGUACACAUCUCACUGUAGCCUGGAACAAUGGAAAAACAAGAUGUUGGAAGGGGAAAAGCUUUGUGUAAGGGCUGAAAAGGGAAGGUGCUUCAGUCAUCACUGUUGCUACCACCAGGUUUCUGCAGUGGUCAGCAACACGUGUGGUGAACAUGGAGCAGUAUAGUUGCAUUUAUUGUAAAUAAAUACAUAUUUUCUUUUUUGUGAAUAUCUUCCUCAUCUAUAUUACAUAUAUAGAAGACAGAGCAAUUAUUCUGUGGCAGGGUGUGUUGUCUUUAUUAAAACUUGUAAUCAACUGCAAAAAAA
This is a messenger RNA of Agelaius phoeniceus (red-winged blackbird), 3256 nucleotides long. RefSeq names its product egl-9 family hypoxia inducible factor 3 (gene EGLN3). Gene Ontology annotation, cellular component: nucleus; cytoplasm. Lineage: Eukaryota; Metazoa; Chordata; Aves; Passeriformes; Icteridae. The record is from RefSeq and is a predicted model, not a curated record. Gene Ontology annotation, biological process: peptidyl-proline hydroxylation to 4-hydroxy-L-proline; cellular response to hypoxia. Gene Ontology annotation, molecular function: peptidyl-proline 4-dioxygenase activity; L-ascorbic acid binding; ferrous iron binding.